AUGGAUGCUAUCCAAGCUAACAUUUUGGCAGCGCUGAAGAACGUCCAGGAUGACAUCAAAAGAGAGUUUAACGAUAAAAUCGACACUCUUAAGACUGAGGUGAGCGGUUUUAGAGAGGAAAUUGUCGGAAGACUGGAAGGGCUCAACGCAGACUUAAAUGGCGUCACACAGAGAGUUGAGGAAGCCGAGCAGAGAGUGGCGGACAUGGAGGAGUUCAGUGCUGAUGUCAAAGACGCACUGGAGCACACGCUACAACUACAGCUCGAGCUACAAACAAGGCUGACUGACAUCGAGUCCCGGACACGCAGAAACAAUAUCAGAGUCCAUGGAAUUGUGGAGGAGGUAGAGGGAACAAGCGUUCAAACAUUUAUGGAGACUUUUAUUAAGACGGAACUCGCCCUCCCCGAAGUAAACUUAUCCAUUCAGCGAUGUCACCGCUCACUCGGCCCCAAGCCCCCACAAGGCGCUAACCCCAGGUCCAUAGUGAUCUACUUCCAAGAGUUUAAGACGAAAGAGUUGGUGCUCCGCUCAGCGUGGCGUAAAGCUAAACUACGAGUGUUCUAUGGUGGAGACGGGGACAGCGCCGUUUACAACAGCGCGGAGGACGCCACGGAGGAUCUGAAAAGAAGAGGGCUUUUGUCAGGUGUUGCCGGAGCAGCUGUGGAGGAGAUGGUCACGUCACCUGACGGAGCAAGAGGAGACGGGUUCACGCGAGUGACAAGGAAGAGGAGCAAAGAGGAGCUGACGCGCAUCAUCCAGGAGAAGCUGAAGGUGUUUAGACGAGACCAAACGAAGCGACUGGCACAUUGA
Knipowitschia caucasica is the source of this 810-nucleotide messenger RNA. The record is from the annotation of a GenBank genome assembly. NCBI's taxonomy places the organism in Eukaryota, Metazoa, Chordata, Actinopteri, Gobiiformes, Gobiidae.